AUGAAACUGAGCCACGAGACGGUGACGAUAGAGCUCAAGAAUGGUGUAGACAUGAGUAUGAACACACAUCUCAAGUCGGUGAAGAUGACAAUCAAAGACAAGGCUACAGUCACUCUGGACUCGCUGAGCUUACGAGGCAACAACAUCCGCUACUACAUCCUCCCUGAGAACAUUCCACUCGACACACUGCUAGUGGAUGAUAGCCCCAAGGCCAAGGCAAAGAAGAGAGAGGCCAUUAUAGCAAGAAACUUUCAACAGGAAAUCUUGUACAUAUUAGAGGGUGGAGAAAUUUUCGCUAGGCACCUAAAACUGUCUCUUUUCACCUGGGUCGAGGGAGAGGGAGAGGGAGAGGAAGAGGGAGGGGCAGAGGAAGAGGGAGAGGAGCAGGAGGAGCAGGAGGACCAAGACGCUAGACACUGGCACACACUUGACACUGAUUAG
This is a messenger RNA of Geodia barretti, 441 nucleotides long. The record is from the annotation of a GenBank genome assembly. Lineage: Eukaryota; Metazoa; Porifera; Demospongiae; Tetractinellida; Geodiidae.